This is a messenger RNA of Caenorhabditis angaria, 375 nucleotides long. The record is from the annotation of a GenBank genome assembly. Lineage: Eukaryota; Metazoa; Nematoda; Chromadorea; Rhabditida; Rhabditidae.
AUGAUGUUUGUAACAAUAGUCAUAGUUUGGUUGUUGAUUUUGUUGUUUCGAAGAAGAACGCCGAAUCCGGAAAUGCAAUUAGCCACAAUUUUAAUUGUUCUAAUUGCAUUUUGCUCGUAAGUUUUGUUAUUUUUGAAAAAUUCAUGAAAUUUGGAGCAUUUUGAGUCGAAAUAUGGCUAAAAUCAUAGAUUUUUGAAAAAUUCAUGAAAUUUACACUCAAAAAAUCGCAAAUUUUGCAGAAAUCCUCAAAAUACCCGACAAAUGUCUCGUCGUCAACUCGAUCUUAUCGAAGAAAUCAUAACCGGGAUGAUAUUGAUUGUACAAAUGCUUCUGAUUGAAAGAAAUCAGCAACAAACACUUGCUAUUCAACAAUAA